CUUCCUCUCUCCAAGACCUCAAUUUUUUGCACAACUCCGUCCUUGAAAUAAGAGCCCUUCAAGCAACCUGGAAAACGUUUGGUCAGCAAAAAAAAAAAAAAAAAUCCUCCUGUUUUUCCAAAGGAUCUGUCUCAGGAAUUUAAAGCACAUUUAAGACACACACACUCACAUAACAUAAGGAGGGGGGGAAAGGCUCUUCCCCUCCCCUUCUUGCAGAAAGCAUGGAAGAAAGCUCCAGUUCUCCUGUUUCCCCUGUGGAUAGCUUGGGGACCAGUGAAGAGGAGCUGGAAAGGCAGCCAAAGAGAUUUGGCAGGAAGAGAAGAUACAGUAAGAAGUCCAGCGAAGAUGGCAGCCCCAACCCAGGGAAGAGGGGAAAAAAGUCCAGUCCCAGCUCCCAGUCUUAUGAAGAACUGCAGAGCCAGAGGAUCCUGGCCAAUGUCAGAGAGAGGCAGAGGACUCAGUCGCUCAACGAAGCUUUUGCCGCCCUGAGGAAAAUCAUCCCCACGUUGCCCUCUGACAAACUCAGUAAAAUCCAGACCCUCAAGCUCGCGGCGCGGUAUAUAGACUUCCUCUACCAGGUGCUACAGAGCGACGAGAUGGACAGUAAGAUGACGAGCUGCAGUUACGUGGCUCACGAGAGGCUGAGUUAUGCCUUCUCAGUCUGGAGGAUGGAGGGUGCAUGGUCCAUGUCGGCCUCACACUAGCCACCGCCGGAGCGAGGCCAGCACAGCCGCCAAAGGACUGUCCGGUGUCUGAGACUGAAGUGGAAUUGGGAUGUAUCCAAGUUUGUAGCUUCUGAAACCUUAACAACCUCAAGUAAACUGGUCCAAAAGACCCUUCUUGACCUCCCUCACUCUGAACUCUUGCAGAGCACUUAGACUGAGCAGGAGCCAGCACCAAAGCUAUGGGUCUGAACCUUCGCACCAUCUCUCCAAGUGACUGAUCACAGAGAAGCGAGAAGCAACAUUCCUGACUGUUCAUCUGUUCAUCGUUGUUGGGUUUUGUCUGUGUGUCCGUCUGGGUGUUUGGUUUUAGUUCUUUUUUUUUUUUUUUUUUCCUUUCUCCUUUGCUGAAAAAAAAUCUUAAUUCAGGAACACAUUUAUGAGAAACCUUUGGGUUCGGAUUUUACUUCCCCUUAGCUGUAUUCUUUUUGUGUGUGCGUCUACUUUUUAAAGCUCAAAACCUGAUUUCUUGUACAGUAAUGUCAAAACUGGACCAAGGCUCUCAGAAAAAAGAAAAAAAAAAAAAAAAAAAAAAACAAAAAAAAAAAAAAAAAAAAGGAAUUAAAAAGGCCACAAUGUCCCCCAGCUCCCUGCAUGAUUUGUUUCAAGUACAGCCUGGAUUACAGACUGCCUUCCACACUCUACUGCCUCUUCCUUGUUGCUCCAUGAUUUGCUACCACUCCUGAUCCCCCCACUUUUUUUUUUUUUUUUUCAUUUUUCUGUUCCAGUGUAUAUGUUGCUUAUUUGUUUUAUUUAUUGAGAUAUUUUUAACGAGCUAAGAGACUGCAAUGUCGCUGUGUAUACUGCUUCUCUUGCCAGUAAAAAUAAAGAUGUCAUGCAGCUAC
Molecule: messenger RNA, 1567 nt
Organism: Centrocercus urophasianus (Greater sage-grouse)
Lineage: Eukaryota; Metazoa; Chordata; Aves; Galliformes; Phasianidae
Gene: TWIST2
Product: twist family bHLH transcription factor 2
Exons: 2
Coding region: 222-704 (160 amino acids)
Biological process (GO): developmental process; regulation of transcription by RNA polymerase II
Molecular function (GO): DNA-binding transcription factor activity, RNA polymerase II-specific; RNA polymerase II transcription regulatory region sequence-specific DNA binding; protein dimerization activity
Source: RefSeq, a predicted model, not a curated record